UUGAACCGAUAUGGAUGUAAAUACCCUGAAAUUAAAGGUGACAGUCUGUACCUUAACCUCAUUUUUAUUGUUUCAUUUCAAAUCCACUGUGCUGGAAUACAGAGCCAAAAGAGCGGAAAUACUUCCCGACCUCACUGUGGAACAGGCGGCAGUGAUGGAGCAGCGGUCUGAGCGGGGGCCCCUGGCUCGGCCCCCGGUCCCCAGGCCCAGCGAGGCGGAUCAGGCCCGGCGGCUGAACGAGGUGUGGAGGUACCUGGAGGACAGAGGGCUGCAGCGGUGUGCUGAGGCCCUGUGUGUGGAUGCUCUGCGGGACCCGCGCUCCGCCCCGGCCAACCCGUACCCAGCCUUCACACAGCGGCUGUGCCAGCUCGCUCAGAGGGGCAGGUUGAGACUGAGCAAGUCGAGCAGCGAUGAGGCCUUCAGGAGGGCAGUGUCUUUCCCCACGACUCUCACGGCAGUCAGACAUGUUGCAGGUGCUAAAGGCUGCUCCCAUGUAUGGGGCCUUCCCAGCAUCCUCCGCUGCGUCAGCCCCCAGGAGAUGGGGCGCUACCGCUGGCUGCUGGAGGAUGUCACCCCUCCGCUCUCCAACAUGGGGCACCACAGCCCGUACACUGUGAGUGGGGAUUGUGAGCGCCCCGUCUGCGUUGGCCUCCUGCAGUCCGUCCCGGCCGAGCUGAAGGGCCUCCCUCCCUGUCUCUGUGCUGCAGGUCCAGGUGGCCUGUGGUCUCACUGGGCCCUGUGUGUUCACUGGCACCCUCCUCCCUGCGUCCCCCGCGCCCUGCCUGGACCUCCUGCAGACCUACAUCAUCACCGGGCCCCGCCCGGACCGCGCCCGCUCGCUCUACGCACAGCACCUGCGCCGUGA
This is a messenger RNA of Conger conger (European conger), 865 nucleotides long. RefSeq lists its product as uncharacterized. The record is from RefSeq and is a predicted model, not a curated record. Lineage: Eukaryota; Metazoa; Chordata; Actinopteri; Anguilliformes; Congridae. Bases 11 to 865 code for a protein of 284 amino acids. The transcript is spliced from 3 exons.